UCAAUGAUAAAAUUCCACCCUCUAUGUAUACCUACCUAGGUCUUUCCAAAGCGCAUAUGAUUCUAACUAGUGUCCAUUAAGAUGGGCCUAUGUCCAGCAGUCCAUUGACUUCAAACUUCCAAUAGCAGUCGUUAGCAACCGUGUUUGAUCCAUGCUGUCUGGACAACGAUUCAGAAACAAUAUACUAAAUUGACUGACGUCGUAAUUUCAUACCAUUUAUUUUCAUUGUGUGUUAAGUGAAUCAUGGGGUUAACUAGUAACACUGGGCUUUUACCGGCUCCUCAGGCUUCUAGGUCACCUGUGAGAGAAAAGGUGUCCCUAGACCUGCGCUGCGAGGUGACCCCAGCCCCCUUCACCCUCCGCCCGUAUGCUGGUCUCUACAACCCAUUCUCCCACGCAUGCUCCGUGCUCUGCAACCAUCCAGCUGACACUGACGCCAAGGAGUUUGUCAAGAAGGUUAAGGAUACUUGGGGUCACGACGUCAAAGCUCAUCACUUCAACGAGGAUCUGUCGAAGUUCCACGACCUCUAUGGCGGAGACAAGGAUAAGAUCAGGACCCCACAUGACCUCGUCACUGAAGAUAUGUUUCGGAGAUACGCGGAGACAGACUCCCGGCCGCUGACGCCGGCGCCGACCCUGGCCAGCGGCAAGUCGCGCGGCUCCCGGCGCUGCCUGACCCCUGACCAGACGCUGCAGCGCACCACCAUCGUCGUGGACCUGCGGAGGAGCCACAGCCAGGAAACCCUCUACUACCACGGCUACGCGACCUCCGACCUGACGGCGGGCCACACUAGCACCACCAUAGAGAGGUCUACGCUGCCCUCCCUGAACCUCUCGGAGGGGGGCAAAGAUAGGCUGGGCAAGGCGCAGUGCGAGCAACUGCCCCCGUUGGCCUCCCCGCUGGUGCUGUCCAAGAGGAACUUGCCGCCGAAGGAAGCCGCUGCUUUGAAGGCUGUUAGAAAGAAUCAGCUGAAAGCCCUGAAUUUGGGCAAGUCGAUGAAGGGCAAGAGCAAGGGUGACGGAUCAGGAACACAUCGAUCAAAAGGCGAUAAAGAUCUCAACGAUGGCGCUGAGAAUGACUUGACACAAAUGGAUGAUGAUGAAGGUGGUGGUGGUGAGAUGAAGAGGCGCGGCAAGCGGCGCCGCAAGGGGCGGCUGGGCGGCAGCGACCGGCUCACCUCCGCGGGGCUCACUGCGCAGGCUCAACAGGAUCCAGAGACUCAGGUGGCAGGCAUAGGCGACGACUCCCACAACCCCAGCUCGCGCGGCUCGCUCGCACCUUCCUCGGCCGCGUCCAGCGUGGUGCUGCCCGUCAUCAGCCGCGCGCCCGCCCGGCAGACCGACUCGUUCCUGGACGAAGAGUUGCUGAAGUACCUGCAUAGGGAGGUGGAUGAGGACGCUAUACAGACUGAGUUUGAUGCUAAGCGUCGUUACGUCCUCCAAGAAGCGCUCCGCACGCGGCCGGACCGCCCCCCUGGCCCGGAGCUCCAGUCACUAGUCAGGGAGCUGAAGGUGCCCGCGGUCAGCCUGGGCGACUGGCUGCACGUGCCCCGGGUGUUCUCUAGGAAGAACGCGCAGUUUGCGUUGCCGAUUGAUGCUAAUACGCUGGAAACUAUGUCACCGAUGCAAUACGCGGCCAAGUAUGUCACACUGAAGAAAUCCAAACAGUUGCUGUAUUUAACUGUGCUCAGGAAGUUUCGCCCUGAAGGAUAUUUGAUGCCAGUAGAGAACAUAGAAGAAGGCCUAAUCCUGAUGAUGGGCGGGAUCCUCUCCUCGGAUCAAGCUCGCCAGUUCAGCGCCACCAUGGAGUGGCAGCGGUAUGAGGAACCGGAGCACUUCUCUGAUGACAUCAAGCUGACCAUCCUGGACCAUGCGCGGCGGUUGAAUGAUGCUGGAGAUACGGCUGAGUCAGAGGUGAAAACAUUGAAGUAUCGAACAUGGUGCGGGCUGUGCGCAGUGUGCGAGCGGGUCUACGGCCGCUUCCCGCCACGGGAGAAAGAUCCACCAGAAGGGAUGGAACUGAGUGAUUUCUCAAUGUUGGAGACAAAAAUGACUCUACUGAAAGUUCACAGUGGGCUGGCUGAAGUUCUAAAUAUAAUAAGAACACGAUAACUUUUUAUCCGCAAGUUUCAGUUCAUUUGUCUUUUACAUCUCAAAUAUUCCCAACCUUAGUAAGUUAGUUAACGGUGUAAUCUUCUCAACACGGUGUCAAAAAUAGUUCUAAGGGUUUUAUAUUGUUCAUAUUAAACAAA
Plutella xylostella (diamondback moth) is the source of this 2252-nucleotide messenger RNA. RefSeq lists its product as uncharacterized. The record is from RefSeq and is a predicted model, not a curated record. NCBI's taxonomy places the organism in Eukaryota, Metazoa, Arthropoda, Insecta, Lepidoptera, Plutellidae.